Messenger RNA from Drosophila navojoa, 684 nucleotides. RefSeq lists its product as uncharacterized. NCBI's taxonomy places the organism in Eukaryota, Metazoa, Arthropoda, Insecta, Diptera, Drosophilidae. The record is from RefSeq and is a predicted model, not a curated record.
AUUUUCUGCUGUUUUUGUUUUCCCCAAAAGUUAUAAAUUUCCUAGCAAGAGCGUCGAGUAAACUUAGUCUAUUUUUCAGUGUGCAAUACUCAACAUGCUCAAAGUUUUAUCAAUAUUCCUUGGCCUGUUGGCGUUCAGCUGCGCGGCCAGCCUCUACUUGGACGAGGUCUCCACGACUACCGUGCCGGCCACCUGCUUAUUUGAGGACGAGAUGUGGGGCGCUGAAGAUAUGCGCAAGUUCUACUUCUGUUGGGACAAUGUGCCGAUAGAAUCGGAAUGCGAUGUGGGCUAUUACUUUGUGAAGAAUGCCACCGAUUACGGCUGCUUGCCGGCAAAGCUAAUGAAUCCCGAGUGUGUCAACCUGGACGUAACUGUCGGCCCCUGCACGGGCAACAAUUUGCUGCAGCCGCAGGUCAGCGAAGUUCUAACCGAUUUCUGGCUUUGCCCCGAAGAAGGUGCCGAUCCCGUACAGCUGACGUGCCCGGAGAACAAGGUGUUCGUUAAGCAGGAUGGCUACCUGGGCUGCUUCGAUUGGCAGACAUAUCGUUCGGUGCGCGGCUGUCCGGCCCAAUAGAAGCUUAUCUGACGUCGAUCCAUGCUGCUCGUCAAGCGUUUUUAAUUGUAUAGCCAUUCUAUUUUUUUCUUGAAAGCGACCUUAUCGUGAUUAAAUACUACUAACUUGAA